AUGAGCGUUGCCAUUGAGGAGAGAGGCAGGCCCAACACCCAGGACUACAGGGUGUUUUUCAAAAACUCUGAGGGCAAAUACAUCUCUCCGUUCCAUGACAUACCCAUCUACGCAAAUGAAGCAGAGAAUAUUUUUCAUGCCGUUGUGGAGGUUCCAAGAUGGACAAAUGCAAAGAUGGAGAUUGCAACCAAAGAUCCUCUCAAUCCACUGAAACAAGACAUGAAGAAGGGGAAUCUUCGUUAUGUAGCGAAUGUGUUUCCUCACAAAGGCUAUAUCUGGAACUAUGGAGCUAUUCCACAGACAUGGGAAGAUCCCAACCACAAGGACAGCGACACAGGAUGCUGUGGAGACAAUGAUCCUAUUGAUAUAUGUGACAUAGGAAAUAAGGUGUGCUCUCGAGGAGAAAUAAUCAAAGUGAAGGUUUUGGGAACUCUGGCUUUGAUCGAUGAGGGUGAGACAGACUGGAAGGUCAUUGUGAUCAAUAUUGAGGACCCUGAAGCUGCCGACUUUAACGAUAUUGAUGAUGUAAGACGACUUAAGCCUGGAUACCUGGAGGCGACUGUUGAUUGGUUCAAAAGAUACAAAGUCCCAGAUGGGAAACCUGAAAACCAGUUUGCUUUCAACGGAGAGUUCAAGGACAGGGACUUUGCCAUUAAAACAGUCAAGAGCACCAACGAGUUUUGGAAGGCACUGAUUUCUAAGAGGACCCAUGCUGGCGAAUUAAAUUGCAUGAACACUAGUGUCUCAGAUAGUCCAUUCUGCUGCUCUGCUGGGGACGCAGAGGCUGUGGUUAAGUCUGCAUGUGCUUUUGGAGCCGAAGAUCCCAUUCCAAGUUCAGUCGACAAAUGGUUCUACGAUGAGAAGUAA
Molecule: messenger RNA, 867 nt
Organism: Perca flavescens (yellow perch)
Lineage: Eukaryota; Metazoa; Chordata; Actinopteri; Perciformes; Percidae
Gene: ppa1a
Product: inorganic pyrophosphatase 1a
Exons: 11
Coding region: 1-867 (288 amino acids)
Biological process (GO): phosphate-containing compound metabolic process
Cellular component (GO): cytoplasm
Molecular function (GO): inorganic diphosphate phosphatase activity; magnesium ion binding
Source: RefSeq, a predicted model, not a curated record